Molecule: messenger RNA, 1037 nt
Organism: Microplitis demolitor
Lineage: Eukaryota; Metazoa; Arthropoda; Insecta; Hymenoptera; Braconidae
Gene: aph-1
Product: gamma-secretase subunit Aph-1
Exons: 2
Coding region: 221-946 (241 amino acids)
Biological process (GO): Notch receptor processing; protein processing; positive regulation of catalytic activity
Cellular component (GO): endoplasmic reticulum; gamma-secretase complex; membrane
Molecular function (GO): protein-macromolecule adaptor activity
Source: RefSeq, a predicted model, not a curated record
UUACGCAAAUGAAUUACACAAAAUAAGUAUUCCUAAAUAUAAAAACAAUAAUAAUAGUGUAGUUAAUUAUUUAGCUAAAUAAUGUGAUAGUACAGUGCAAGAUUUACUUUAAAAAUAUUUAAAUAGUCAAAAUAAAUAAUUUUCAUAUUUAUAUUGUAUAAAUAUCUGCAAUAUAAAUAUUUACAUAUUUCUAACCUUUGAAAUUAACUAAGUUGUAAAAAUGACAGCCUCUGAUUUUUUUGGAUGCGCUCUACUGGCAUUUGGACCCCCGCUGGCAAUGUUCACAAUAACAGUAUCUUCAGAGCCAAUAAGAAUAAUAAUCCUGAUAGCUAGUGCAUUUUUCUGGCUGAUAUCACUGCUGUUUUCAUCAAUCCUCUGGUAUGCAGUAGUUCCACUCCAAAACAACCUGGCCUUCGGUCUAGUAUUUUCAGUUUUGUUUCAAGAAGCGUUCAGGUAUUUGUUGUACUGGGUGCUACGUAAAGCUGAAAAAGGAUUGGAGAAAGUGACAACAGCUCAUCUGGCAAACAGCAGGCAUAUCUUUGCAUACGUAUGUGGCCUAGGGUUUGGAUUCAUGAGCGGAGCAUUCGCGUUGGUGAAUGUUCUAGCAGACGCAGUGGGUCCCGGGACCAUGGGACUCAAGCAAGGAUCUGAAUAUUUUUUUAUCAUGUCCGCUGCCACGACUCUUUGCUUCAUUUUACUGCACACAUUCUGGGGUGUGAUAUUUUUCUCAGCUGCUGAUGACAAGAAGUGGGGACACAUUGCCUGGGUAGUCCUGUCUCACUUAUUUGCCUCCUGUAUGACACUGAUUAAUAGAUAUGAAGCUUAUACGUACAGUUUGCUGUCUGUGUAUACAGUACUUAUUAUUACUAUGGGAUUAGCAUUCAAAGUUGCUGGUGGUAAGAUACAAAAUAUACCCAAGUGUUUCACUCUUAUAAAAAGAGACUAAUUUAUUACGUGUGGUAUUUAUUAAAAACAAAAAAACAAACUGUAUUUUAAAAGCAGGAUUUAUAAAAUAAAUUUUAAAUAUUAUUUUUAAA